AUGUAUCAGACUUCACACUAUGUAAAACCCAACAGCUUCAACUAUUGCCAUUUCAGCAGUUUUGUCACUGACUGGAUGAAAAUGGUUUCACAGUCUUGGAUGGAUGCGUUUGUGGUUAGGACAAGCAAACUCACACGCUCAAAAAAAAAAAAGACAACACAAUUUGAAAGAGCCACCCAGAGGGAGACAGUGUCAGCACCACCUGUGUCACACACACAGGCUGUGCUUUGUCUGCUGUUUCUACUUGACAAAAGGGGAACAGUUGUUUCUUUCAUCAGUGAACCACAGCUGCAGGUGGAUUUCUAUACCAGGACGAAUGAGGACUCAGACGUCACCUUCCAUUUCCAAGUGUACUUUGGCUGUUGUGUAGUCAUGAAUAGCCAUGAGAAGGGGGCUUGGAAGCCUGAGGUGAAAUCCAAAAAUAUGCCCUUUCAGGAUGGCAAAGAAUUUGACCUGAGUAUCUUGGUGCUAGACAGUAAGUACCAGGUAGUGGUCCGUGGCCAGUGUUCUUAUAGCUUUGACCAUCGAAACCUGCCUGAGUCUGUGAGGAUGGUGCAAGUGUGGAGAGACGUCUCCCUGACCAAAAUGAUUGCCUGCAGUUGAGGGUGAUAACCAGACUCCGUGUUGACAAGGAAUCCCGGUUCCUGUGUGACCAUGGGAUUCCCAGAGCUAGCUAACAGCAUAAUUCCUCCUCUCUUCAACCCUUACUCUUUUUCUUUAAAGCUUCAACAAACUUUAAAAAAAAAAACAAAAAACUACAUUUUAAAAUCACAUACGCCCAUGUUUCUUCACAAAGGGAAUAUCUUAUCUGUAAAAUAAAGCCAUAUUCCCACUGGAAAGUUGGUGAUCAUUAAGAAUUUCUAGGUUGCUUAAAUAAUAGUAUCUUGCCUAUACGAAGUUCUUUUUUCUUUGUUUUCUUUUUUUUUGAGACAGUCUCACAAUGCUACCCAGGCUGGAGUGCAGUGGCGCACAGUGGAGUGCAGAAUCCGCCUCCUGGAUGCAAGCAAUUCUCCUGCCUCAGCCUCUGGAGUAGCUGGAAUUACAGGCGCCCACCACCACACCCAGCUAUAUUUG
Molecule: messenger RNA, 1074 nt
Organism: Cebus imitator (Panamanian white-faced capuchin)
Lineage: Eukaryota; Metazoa; Chordata; Mammalia; Primates; Cebidae
Product: galectin-10-like
Exons: 2
Coding region: 1-603 (200 amino acids)
Molecular function (GO): carbohydrate binding
Source: RefSeq, a predicted model, not a curated record